AUGCUCUCUCUUCAAGCCCUCAUUCUCCUCCUUCUCGACGGUCUCCAAACCGUCCAAGCCCAGGGAGGCCCGCUUCCCUGCACCGGUCCCACGCGCGCCUGCGCCGCGCACAUCACCGACGGGGCCAACCCGACCCCGCCGCUCUCCAGCCGACUGGCCGACUGCUCCAGCUAUCAAGCUGUUGUGUUCAAAACCAAAAGCACCGGUGCAAGGGACACCACUAACCCAAUCCCCAUCAUCCCGCGUCGCAGAACCCUAACCACAACCGUCGCGACGACCACCGUAACCGUCACCACGAUCCUGGGCUACCCGGCGCGGCGCGGCAUCGCCGCCGCCCAGCAGGUGACGUCGACGCCGACGGCGGUGCCGACGUACCUGGACGACCCGUGCCACGACGCGAGGGUGUACGGGGCGGCGUGCGCGUGCCUGGGGGUGCCGCGCACGACCACGACGGCGGCGACGCCGACCGUGACCGAGUCGGUCACCUCGACGACCUUCACCACGGUGACCAUCACGCCGACCCCGGGCGCCUGCAUCGGGCGGAUCUGCCCGGCCUACGAAGUCUCGGAGUGCGGCCUAGGCGAGUUCGGCGCCUGCGCCUGCGGCCUCGACGCCACCGGCGCCAGCUUCUGCUUCGUCGGCUCCGAAUGCCCGCCCACCACCUGCGCCGUCAACGCCGACUGCCCCGAGGGCUCGCGCUGUCUGGUGGGCAGCUGCUGCUUGCGCAAUAUCUGCGCCGUCGAGGCGCCGGAGGAGGCCUGCACCUCGGGAUUGCGGCGGCGGCGGCAGCAGCAGCAGCAGGGGGCUGCGGUGGAGGUGGCCGCCCUGACGGCGGGGAAUUGUACCAGUAUCUCGCCGUGCGAGGAUGGGGAGCGUGUUUGAGAGGACGAAAGAAAUCUCACUUUCCUCGGGGAGGAACUGAGGUGGCGGACUGGGGGUGAGGGGAAAGGUUUGGGUCACUCGUUUGGUUUGAGUUUGAGUUCGAUGCUCUUUCGUGACUUUGUGUGAAAUUGUUGUUUUGUUCUGCUUU
Messenger RNA from Aspergillus japonicus CBS 114.51, 1030 nucleotides. RefSeq lists its product as uncharacterized. Bases 1 to 882 code for a protein of 293 amino acids. The record is from RefSeq and is a predicted model, not a curated record. NCBI's taxonomy places the organism in Eukaryota, Fungi, Ascomycota, Eurotiomycetes, Eurotiales, Aspergillaceae. The transcript has 2 exons.